Messenger RNA from Chelmon rostratus (copperband butterflyfish), 1903 nucleotides. RefSeq names its product probable thiopurine S-methyltransferase. NCBI's taxonomy places the organism in Eukaryota, Metazoa, Chordata, Actinopteri, Chaetodontiformes, Chaetodontidae. The transcript is spliced from 9 exons. Gene Ontology annotation, molecular function: thiopurine S-methyltransferase activity. The record is from RefSeq and is a predicted model, not a curated record. Bases 215 to 1006 code for a protein of 263 amino acids.
CCUUCUUCAGCGUCCCGCCGCUGUCGCUGCACUCGUCCAAAACAUUGUCGGACAUGGAAGCCCUGACAGACUAAACUCGGGAUUAAAUAUAUUCGUCACAUUACCUUGUAUUGACUGGAAGGUUUGCACGAUCAACGCCUCCGCUGCUGUGUUGCUGGACAAAUAAAACCUGUGUUCAUUGAAAAAGGUACGCUCCUGGUGAGACUUUGCAAACAUGCGGCGUUCAGAGUUUCCUCUUAAAGUCCUGUGGCUGCUUUUCUGGCAGGCUGCUGCUGGUAGUUGGAGUCAGGCGAACAUAACCAGCAUGCUGGCACCGCAGGCGAACCGGGUCAUGGUGCUCGGAGAAUGGGAGGAACGCUGGCAGGAGGACAGGAUUGGCUUCCAUCAGCCUCAAGUACACAAGAUGCUGGAGAACAAUAUUGAUAAAGUUGUUGCCGGGCGGACUGGAGUUCGCUUCUUCUUCCCUCUUUGUGGGAAAGCUGUUGAUAUGAAGUGGCUAGCAGACAUGGGCCACUCAGUGGUCGGGGUGGAGAUAUCUGAAAAGGCUGUGAAACAGUUCUUUGAGGAGAACAAUUUGACCUACACGGAGGAGCCCGUCCCUGCCAUACCUGGAGCAAAGGUUUACAAGAGCUCAGAGAGAAAUAUCUCUUUAUAUCAAUGUGACCUGUACAACUUCUCCAGUUCCAUUGAGGGUCAGUUCGGGGCCAUUUGGGACAGGGGCUCUCUGGUGGCCAUCAACCCAAAAGACAGAGAAAAAUAUGCUGCUCUCAUUACUUCUCUCAUGGCCAAAGACUGCAGAUACCUUUUGGACACCUUGUUGUACAAUCCUGAGUUAUAUCCAGGUCCUCCUUUCUUUGUGCCUGAUGAGCAGGUACAAAGCCUAUUUGGGACCAGCUGUGAUAUUGAACUGCUGCAGUCUGUGGAUGCCCUGACAGACAGACAGCGAGGCUGGGGGCUGGACUCUCUCAUUGAAAAUGUACACCUUGUCACUCUAAAGGACAUUUAAAAACAAACUUGCAAAUUUAGAGAGCUUAGAAAAGCAGAUCCUGAGUAUUUUAUUGUUACGGAGCCCCUAAAUUGUCAUGAAGAAAAAAAAAACUAUAUCUUGCGCACAAGAUAUGAAAACGUGCGCAUGUUUAAGCUAAAUUGUGCGCUCGAGAUACAAUUAUUUCCCCCACUUUGACUUGUCCGUGCAUACGGCUCUCGGUAGUGACCACUUCAGAUGUUCGCAGUAACACACGUGGUACAAUGGAGAGAAGAACUCAGCUAAUUUACUUUUAUUUUCACCUCGGAAUGUCAUAUAAUACAUAUAAUGACAUUCUUGUUGCUGUUGCCCGGAGACAUAGGAUAAUCAUCUGGAGGAGUACUUUGCUGCCCAUACUGAAGAACAAUAGGCUCAGCCGACGGAAGGAAUAUGCAGAGUUUAGGCCGUGUCAUUGACUUUAUCCAGGAACAAUUACAGGGUCCGGGGAAGAUGCAUUGGAUAUCGAUGGAUGUUUACUAAGUGCAAAGAAAAUGGCCUAAAAGUUAAAAAAGAAGAAGUAAGAGUCAUAUUGGCCGAGCUGGAUCCAGAGGGGUCAGCAUCAAGAGAGCAACGGAGACUUCUUAGAAGAUAGUACUUUGCACACGUUUUAUUAUCUCGUGUGCCCGUUUUAGUAUUUCGUGCGCACAUUUUAAUAUCUCGUUUGACAUUUUAGUAUCUCGUGCGCACGAUAUAGUUUUUUUUUCUUCAUGACACUUUAGGGGCUCCGUAUAUAGUUCACGCAGGAUAUAGGCAAUUUUUGCCUAUACCUGUUUUUCUAAUGCUUAGAUAUCCAAUUGAUUCUGUUCCAUAAAACCUCUAAGAAGUGUAAUUUACAAAGUUGUAGAUGACUGUCAAAAUAAAAUACUUUUUGUAACAAGA